AUGGCGUGCGGCGAUUGGCGGAAGUAAUAAUGGACGCCACAGUAUGGCGCCAGUGUCGCAAGGCUCGCACGCAUCAGCGGCGCGCACAGCGGCGCACACAGCGCCGCGCAUCGACGGAAUAGAGCGAGACCGGACGUGAGAGAGAACGAGGCAGACUCGUUCGCGUUCCGCCGAGGUGGUGCAGUUUUCCAGUGUCGCGUAGAGUGUAGUGUUUUUCUUCCUUUCCCCCGUUUCUCAACGUCGAGUGUUGUGUGCGUCGGUGAGAAGAGGCAGACCCCAUCCCCGAUGAUUAAGGAGUGCAUUUAGUGCAAGGACUGAAUAUACCUGGGAUCGUUUGGAAAGCACGAGCCCUCUAGCCAAAAUCACUCGCCUAACCUUUUCCCUGCCCACCUUAUCCUGCCUUAUAUCCUUCCCCUUCCCCGGAAGUUUCAAUAAAACCCUUCCUUGCCAGUCAAAGGAUCUGUGAAUUCAUUCAUCAUGGAUAACAUGGAUGCCAAACCAGUCCUUAACGACGAUCCGUCAGUUACCCUGACCAUCCGCCUGAUUAUGCAGGGCAAGGAGGUCGGUAGUAUCAUUGGGAAGAAAGGAGAAAUCGUCAAGAGGUUCCGCGAAGAGUCGGGCGCGAAGAUCAACAUCUCGGACGGUUCGUGUCCAGAGCGAAUAGUGACUGUGACCGGGCCAACAAACUCGAUCUUCAAAGCGUUCACCUUGAUAUGCAAGAAAUUCGAGGAAUGGUGUUCUCAGUUCCACGACAUCCAGAGCGGAGGUGGUGUACCAAGGCCACCGAUUACGCUCAGGUUGAUCGUCCCAGCGUCUCAGUGUGGUUCCCUCAUCGGCAAGGGUGGUUCCAAGAUCAAGGAGAUCCGUGAAGUGACCGGUGCCUCGAUUCAGGUUGCCUCUGAGAUGCUGCCCAAUUCGACGGAACGUGCAGUAACCAUAUCAGGCACCAGUGAGGCAAUCACGCAGUGCAUAUAUCACAUCUGCUGUGUUAUGCUAGAGUCCCCUCCCAAAGGUGCCACGAUCCCUUAUCGCCCCAAACCCCAAGUUGGUGGGCCAUUGAUCCUGGCUGGUGGGCAAGCCUACACCAUCCAGGGUAAUUACGCCGUGCCCGCCCACUCGGACAUGGGCAAACUUGGUAGCAAUCCGUUGGCUGGGUUAGCAGCUUUGGGCCUUGGAGGCCUCGCCACACCUGCCAACACUGGUGGACUGAAUCCAGCAGGGGACAAUAAAGCCCUGGCAGCCCUGGCUGGUAGCCAGCUCCGCACUAGCAACACAAACAGGCAGCAACCAGCGGCGAACAAUCAGACACACGAGAUGACAGUGCCAAACGAGCUGAUCGGUUGUAUCAUCGGUAAAGGUGGUACCAAGAUCGCGGAGAUUCGUCAGAUCUCCGGGGCCAUGAUCCGGAUCAGUAAUUGCGAAGAGAGGGAGGGUGGAGCCACGGAUCGUACGAUCACCAUAACCGGAAAUCCGGACGCUGUGGCACUAGCACAGUAUCUCAUCAGCAUGAGUGUUGAACUGCAGAAAGCUAACCUAGAGGCCCAAAAUACCCAAACUCCUGGCAGCGGUACCACUCCCGGGGCAACCGGGGCAAGUGCUUCUCCCUCCAACACCACAACCACUGCCUCUCCCUUGGCCAGCGCCAUUCCCUUGGCUCAGCUACUAAGCAAGCCGGGCGCCCUGAACGCCCUAUCUAGCCUCACCGCCCUUGGCGGACUCACGGAAUUGCUAGGUGGUGCUGCUGGCGCGGCUGCAUCCGCGCUUCCGGUCCAGACAACCGGCGUGCACCGUUCGCACAAGUUCACGCCGAGGCUUCGUAGCCCGGGCGCACCGGGACCCACCGACAGCGGCAAAUUCAAAUCAGAACGCACCAAGUACAACCCGUACUGAGCAAGUGGACAACGGACGGAGACACGCGACAGGGAGAUCAUUACACGUACACGCAUUACUCAUCCUCACUACCACCACCAUCACUCAGACCAUAAGUACACGAAACACAAGAUCUACAUCGGAGAUGAAUGCGUACGGACGCCAGGGUAGCGCGAGUCCGCUUCAAGACUUGGCUAAGGAUCGGACCAAUAUUCGUAUAUAUUCUAUAUCUCUACUACACGUUUAACCCUUUCGCUACUAUACUAAGAGUUAUGGACGACCAUGGUACGGGACGUUCAUGCUUUUCACGGUUUUUCAAGACAACAGUGGAUAAAUGUGUCUUCCGAAAGAGAAGGAUUUAACCCUUUGCACCUGCUGAUAGUUGCAAUUCAAUAUUUCUCAGGUGCAGAGGGUUAAUUUUGAUGUAGAAUAUAUCUUCUUUUGUUUUAAUAUUAAAUCUACUUUCAUUCUGUUUUUAUCUGAUUGUAAUAGCUUCAUCUGUUUAUACUGUACUAUUAGUUUCAUCUGAUUAUAUUGUACUACUAGUUUCAUCUGAUUAUAUUGUAUUACUAGUUUCAUCUGAUUAUACUGUACUACUAGUUUCAUCUGAUUAUAUUGUACUACUAGUUUCAUCUGAUUAUAUUGUACUAGUAGUGUCAUCUAUACAUCUUGUACAGAUGAUCCUGCUAUCAGAUUAUUCUCCUUAUAUUCUGCUAUCUUUGUAUUUGUAAUAGCUUCAUUUGUUUAUAUUAUACUACUAGCUUCACCUGAUGUAUUAUCUUCAGCAGCUUGUGUUGCAUUAUCUUCACUAGAUUGCAUUAUCUGUACUAUCUUGUACAGUAUUUACUACCUUGUGUUGUAGUAUCUUCACUAUUUUGUGUUGUGCUAUUUUCACUAGCUUGUGCUGCAUUGUCUUCAGUAGCUUAUAUUGUAUUACCUUUAUUAUCUUAUAUUAUAUCUUCACUACUUCAGUUGUCUUAUCACUUGUGUUAUCUUCACUAUCCAAUAUUGUAUCUUCAUCUACUUGAAAUAUUUCUUUUUAUUGCAAUAUCUGCAUUUUUCUUUAUCACAACCUUCAUCAUUUUGUAUCUGAAUUGGUUAAUUUAUCUAGAGAAUCUAUCUAAAUUUAUUUCAAUAAUUGAACUAGUUAAUUUAUCUACAUUUGCAAAGAUUAACUAGAAAAUUUUGAAAUAUUUGUCUGGAAAAUCUAUCUAAAUUUAUUUUAACAAUUUUGCUAGUUAAUUUAUCUAUAUUUGCAAAGAUAGUUUACCUAGAAAAUUUUGAAAUAUUUGUCUGGAAAAUUUAUCUAGAUUUACUUAGAUAAUUCAACUAGUCCAAAUUUAUCUAUACUUUUUGUACAACAUAAAAAUCCAAAACUAUUGUAAACUAAAGAAAAUACAGUAUUUGUAUAUAUUUUGAAAAUUCGUGAAGAUAAUUCUUGAAAAUUUGACACAAAAGUCAUCCUUGUAAAUAGUAAAAAAUUUCAAUUCUUGUUAAAAAUUCGUGACACAUUUAUCCACUCGUGUCUUCAAUCGUUGAUACACACUCCUAAUUGUAAGUAUCAGACAUCUAUCACUUUAUAACACAUUUUAACUCUCACCUUUUAUUUUUAUUCAAUUUCUAUUCACAGUGCAUUAGGUUGACAAUGAAAUUCGUGACGAUAACUUUUCUUUCAUUCAGCGAAUAAGAAAUUUCAGUGAAGGUAAGCAUUUUAAUCAAUAACCUUUUAGCAUAUCAUAAUUUAACGUCUUUCAAAAUGUCGCGAAUUUAGUUAUCAACCCAAUACAUUCUCCACUGAUUCCAAUUUGAAACCAUUUUAUAAUUUUAUACAUUGUAAAAGUGAAGUUGAAAUAAAUUUAAUACUAAGGUCACUCCGUAAAAUGGCGGCCAUAUGCAAUAAAGCGUUGGUAUAGCGGAAACUUUCAAUAAUCAACACUUUUACAUAUGUAACGCUAGUAUAUCCUGCCCUCUAAUUUCCGAAAGUCUGUAAUUUAUCAUCCCACGUUAUAACGUAAUUUGAUAGCGUAGCAUUAUACGGCUAAUUCCAUAAAAUAUGCGGCCGCGAUGUUAAACCAUAAUAACGCGGUAAAUGCUAUAUUGUAUUUCAGAUUAAAAUUGUAUACUGUACAAGGCGUUUGACAUCAUAAACAUUGUAUUGUGUGACUAGACUCAUCCGACUCACGUUGCAAAUAAAAGCUCUGUAAAACCACGUCGUCCUAUACGAGGCGUUCACUUAAUUGGCGUCCAAAAUUCUCAAAUAACGAUCGACACUUCGUACGUUUGAUGUAGAAUUUUUGCGAUAUACUUGCGAUCGUCGAAGUGUUAAAAUUUGAUAAUUUUGCGAGGGAAAUUAUUGUGUUCACACAAAGCAAUUGUGUAUCGAAUUACACGACUUAGAGGACCGAUAGCGAAAGGGUUAAUCAUUCCACACCACGAUGUACGUUGUAGAUUAAGAACCCGUGCAACAAUCUACGGUUCCCUGUUAAACUGAUCUCGGAUCCAGAUUGUUCGUUUUGAUGUCUGUCAUUUUUGUGCUGUUUUUCUCGAGAAUAUCGGCAACUUGUCACGGCGAGAUCCGACGCUAAGUCUUCGGACGUUCACACUAGUGCGACACGCCCUCCGAGUCCAUUCUUUUUUUACGACUUCAUGUUCCGUGGAACACGAUUUAUUAUACAUUUUUUCCUAUGUUAAUCGUAUUUUAUGUUUUGUAUUCGAUAGUUUUUUAUUUUGAUGGGUAGAUUUUUGAAAAAUAUAGUAUCUUUCGAUACCGAUGAUGACAAUGAUGAUGACGUUGAUGUUUUGUAUAUUGGAUCUUUAGUGUCGACUCGGAGGACGCGACCGCUCGUGCACCGUCGCAAGACAGCCUUUUUUAUAUAUAGUAUAUAUAUAUGUAUACAUAUACAUAAUAUUAAUUACGAUGAAUUAAUGAUUGAUUAAUGUUUGAAGCAGAUUAAAAGCUCUUCUUAUUAGAAUUA
Messenger RNA from Megachile rotundata (alfalfa leafcutting bee), 4844 nucleotides. It is a transcript of the gene mub, whose product is annotated as poly(rC)-binding protein mub. NCBI's taxonomy places the organism in Eukaryota, Metazoa, Arthropoda, Insecta, Hymenoptera, Megachilidae. Gene Ontology annotation, molecular function: RNA binding. The record is from RefSeq and is a predicted model, not a curated record.